Mangifera indica (mango) is the source of this 1488-nucleotide messenger RNA. RefSeq names its product transmembrane protein 208 homolog. The record is from RefSeq and is a predicted model, not a curated record. Gene Ontology annotation, biological process: vacuolar protein processing. Lineage: Eukaryota; Viridiplantae; Streptophyta; Magnoliopsida; Sapindales; Anacardiaceae. The coding region runs from base 9 to 248 and encodes 79 amino acids. The transcript has 3 exons. Gene Ontology annotation, cellular component: intracellular membrane-bounded organelle.
GCAGCCAUAUGCAUGACAUAAUCUACAUUACAAGCUUUGUGCAAAUCAUGUCCAUCCUCUCUGAUAAAUUUUGGUACACAUAUCUAGUGAUACCUGCAUAUGGAGCAUAUCAAUCCUUUGGUAUCAUUAGAGGAUUUUUGUCGCAAGGUUCAGAGGGAGUCAUGGAGGAUGAGAAGUCUCGCAAGAAGAGAGAGAAGAUGGAGAAGAAGGCUUCUCGAGUAAAGUCUGUGAAGGCAAGAGCUAGAUAGUCUGACGAUCCAAAUGAACUUCCUUGCCGACAAUAGUUGCUGUGAAUUGUUACACUGUUGCAGCCAACAAUAGCAUGAUUUGCAGUCUCAAGAAUCUGGUAAGCCACUAUACCUUCGGUGAACAUCUGUUUAAAGAUUGACUUACAAGAACUGAAACGAACUUGGAGAAGUGACCAAGCUUUAUAAUAACUUGAAUUGAUUAGUGUCAGUAAUUAGUAAGUGAUCUUUGGAAGAUCUGUGAGAUCUACACUGGAACUAGAGUAUCUGAUUCUAAAUUUGAAAUACAUUCUUGAGUAAACUGAGUGAGGUUACAAGCGUCAGCGAUUAUGUUUCCUCCCUCAUUGAUGGUUAGUAGUAGAUAUGGUAUUAUUCUUUCUGUCAUUGUGUAGUGCAACCAAACGGUCCAAACCUAGCAAGUCCCCAUUGAGCAUCCCGACCCUUUCUUUGCCCAAAACCCAACACAUCUCCACCACAACCACCAUACCACAUGCAACUCGACCAUUGAUUCAUCAAUUUCACAGACAACUUCCACCCCAACAUCUGUACAAAUGAAAAAAAAAGGGGUAAUGCUAUGGGUAGAGGAGGGGUUGGCCUGAAGGAUUGGAUCUAUUAUGGGUACCUAGGGUAUGUUGUGGGCAGAGGAAUGGGCGGGAACUUUGUGGAUUAGCAUAUGGGAGACAUUCUGAAAAGGGGAGCCUGCCCUUGACUACAGGCUACAUUGGUGGAUUCUUUCAUUCAGAUGGAGAAAGAGGAAGAGAAAGUGGAGCAACUAAGUAUCAAUCGCAUUAGUCAUUCAUAAUCCAACAAGAAUACCAUGGAUCAUAGCGAUUGAUCAGAGCAGAAUGAGUCGCCAGAAGAAGAUAAAAUUCAUUUCUUUCUUCCCAUUGACCAUGGGAAAUCCUGUUUCCUCAGCCUCCUUGCUUGAUAUUUGAUACGAACUUUGAAGAAUUACAUACCAAAAAUUAGUUACUGUGGUAUCCAAGUUAACAUACCACCAAGCUCUAGUCACAGGCUCCUUGUUAGAUCCAAAUAUUGUCUUUUGUGUGAAACUGGGGUGUUGAUUUUUUGUGGGUUGGAAUAAAAGUGUAAUGGUGUUGAAGGUUGUGAUAAUUUAUCUUAUUUGGAUUGUGACAAAGGUGGAGUGGGUUUGGAUAGUGAUGGGUGGAGGAGAAGCUGCUGAUAACGGUGUUGUAGAUAAUUGGAAGAAUGGUUUCAUGUAUAAAGCCAUUUAAUUUCUUCA